AUGGUCAGUUACAGAUAUUACGGAAGUAGCUUUAGGGUGGUCCAUGCUCAUUAUAAAAGUGCCCGAGGGCUGGCAGGAUCGAGAAACGAACGAGGGAGCGAAGUCAGGAUCGGAUGCUCAACACCCCAAAGAGCUGGGGAUCCCAGAUCGGAAAUGCCGACGAGUCGCAGCGGGAUCAUACCUUCAAGCCAAGUCGUGAUACCGCUACGAGAGGUAGCACAGAUCAAUUGACCGUGCGACGGAAUCCGACUCAAUUAUCUGUACGAGCGCAAACCAGACACUCGUGGGCACAUAAUGUCAAUAAUAUAUUGCUGUUUCAUCCCACUGGUAUUCCCGAUUAUGAUUAG
Microbotryum saponariae is the source of this 347-nucleotide messenger RNA. The record is from the annotation of a GenBank genome assembly. Lineage: Eukaryota; Fungi; Basidiomycota; Microbotryomycetes; Microbotryales; Microbotryaceae.